Molecule: messenger RNA, 1907 nt
Organism: Scylla paramamosain (green mud crab)
Lineage: Eukaryota; Metazoa; Arthropoda; Malacostraca; Decapoda; Portunidae
Gene: Cda9
Product: chitin deacetylase 7-like
Exons: 9
Coding region: 263-1519 (418 amino acids)
Biological process (GO): carbohydrate metabolic process
Molecular function (GO): hydrolase activity, acting on carbon-nitrogen (but not peptide) bonds
Source: RefSeq, a predicted model, not a curated record
UCAAACAGAAAUACAAGGAAAAAUGUUAAGAGGGAGACUAGGAAGAAGUCUAUGGAUAGCUUCGUGAAGGCGACCGGAAAAAUACGUACGUACUACUUGACUGCUACAGGUGACCGGAGGGAGGAAUGGUCUUCCGAGGUCGUCAACGUCUGCAGGGGCAUGGCACCGCAGGAAAUUCUCCCCUUGGCAGCAGCAGCGGCUAUAUAAUGUGAUGAUGCAGGAAGACUGGUGUUAGUGCCUGGAGCGACGCCUCCAAGCGAAGAUGACACGACCAUUGCCUUGUUUGCUCCUGUUGGCUCUGCUGGGGAUCGUGGCUGCGCUGGCCGCCCCCAAGAGUGGCCUGAAGGAUGAUGCAUCAUGUAAACAAGGCUAUAACUGCAAGCUGCCUGAGUGCUUGUGUCCCUCCCUUGAAGCCCCAGGCAACUUUGGGUCUCUUGAUGACGUGCCACAGUUUGUUGUCCUGAGUUAUGAUGAUGCUGUCACCGUCUCCAACAAGGACUUCUACCUGGGCUUCCAGAACCUCCUUAACCCCAACCACUGCCGCAUUUCCAUGACCUUCUUCCUCUCUCAUCAGUACACUGACUACACCAUUGUCAAUGAACUCCAUCGCCUUGGCCAUGAGAUCGCCCUCCACUCCGUCACACACAAGAGUGAUUCAGUUGGUUACUGGCGGCCAGCCAAUGAAAGUUUGUGGAUGCAAGAGAUGGAUGACCUGAGGAAGAUGAUUGUUAAGUUUGCAAACAUUCCUGAGAAGGAUCUGAAGGGAUGGCGAGCACCCUUCCUAGAGUUGGGAGGUGAUGAAAUGUUCAGUGCCUUGCAGCAGCUUGGCCUGAAGUAUGACUGUUCCUGGACCACAAUUAAGUACACCAACUGGUUUGAGAAACCCAAUCAGGGAUUGUGGCCCUAUACCCUGGACUAUGGCAGCCCUCAGGACUGUCCCAUGGGCAGGUGUCCAACAGAUAAGUACCCUGGCCUGUGGGUGAUGCCUAUGCUGGACCUCAAUGACAACAAGAAUCUGCCAUGUGCCAUGCUGGACACCUGCCAAAGUGAGGAAGAUGAACUUCUUGGCAAUAAAGAUGCCGUGGAGGCUUUCCUAAAGAGGAAUUUCCUUAUCAACUACUAUACCAACAAGGCGCCUUUUGGACUGUAUACGCACCACUCCUGGUUUUAUGAAGGCACCCUCAAUAAAACAGAGGCCAGGCGGGAGGGAUACACAAACUUCCUGUUGUGGCUGAGUACGCUGGAAGAUGUGUAUGUGGUGUCCCUGGACCGCCUGCUGGCCUGGAUGAAGGACCCCAAGCCUGUGGACCAGAUUGACAACAUCCCUGAGAUUACAUGUCCUCCAUUGGACCCAGAGACCACAUGUCCAUCCCACAACACAUACUACUUUGGUCCAGAGAACAACAUCCCACCUCAGAUGUCAUCCAUGUACAUGACAACCUGCACCAAGCCCAAGCCACCUUACUAUCCAUGGCUGUACAAUCCUUAUGGGCUGGAGGACAUCCCCAUCCAAGAAUAAUGUACACACUGCCCUGAGGGGAGAGUGACAGCUGCAGCAAGAAGAUCCAGCCUAGUCACUCUAGCUCUAACUCUAGCUCUAACUUGCCAUGAAGACCUACUUUCAUCCAGCCUGUCAUGUGGUGUUCAGGAUUGCUCACUUGGUGGUGUGGGUGCUGCAGGAUGGCAGGAUUGUAAGAAACUCUCAUCCCUCCUUCUCAUAACCAACCAUAACAGCUUGAUGGACAUACUAAAUCCUCACCUGUGCUCCCUGUCAAGCUGCUGAGUGAGGCACAUGUCAGGUGAGUUAAGGUAAUGUGUGUUCCUGUGUGUAGUGAUGAUAAUCUCCAAUGUAACCCAGCAUAACUUACCAUGGAUUUGUGUGCUAGAAAAUAAAGAUUUGGUACCCA